AUGUCUGCGAACCACCGCUGUAAAGAAUUCCAGACCAUCAAGAAGCUAACUCAUGGCGGCGACAACGGCACUCAAAAUGCCGGCAUAUACCUCAGCAAGCACCUAGCCACCAACAAAGUGUACAUUGAAAAGCGCAUCGUCACUUCAGGCUACGCCAGGCGCGAAAUCCAAGCCAUGCUGCUAUGCCAGAGCCAUCCACACCUCGUCCACAUCUUCAAAUACCACGUCAGCGGGCCCUAUGCCUCCAUCUACAUGCAGCACUGCGAGCUGGGCAGCCUCGACGCCCUGAUCCUCCGCUACAACGCACGCAGCACACGUCUCCAGGACGAGGGCUUUCUGUGGCGCGUAUUCUGGGACCUCGCACUCGCCGUGUGUUUUCUCGCAACAGGCCAGGACUACGCCGGCACACGGCAGCGCGCCAUCCAGGGGCGAAGCGUACAGCAGAGCCCCAGCUGGAUCCCGUUUCUCCACCGCGACAUCAAGCCCGGCAACGUCUUUAUGACGUGGACUAACCCUAUGGCCGCCGACGCUCUCACGGUGUAUCCAUCUAUUGUGCUAGGCGACUUUGGCUGUGUUGUUUCACCCACGGAUCUCUAUUCGCGCCACAAGGACCUGCUCGGCCAAGGCGACCCGCGCUUCGAGCCACCCGAAGAAACCUUCUGUGCGCAAAGCGACGUCUUCGGCAUCGGCGUCGUCCUGCACUGUCUAGCCAGGAUGACCCACGUCCCCUCGGACGCUAUCCACAGCGAGCUGGUGCUGGGCCGCCAGUACACGGGUUCCUUGCAGCUUGUGCAGCUCGCCAGACACUGUCUUGCGGCUAGGCCUGAAAACAGACCUGCGCCGCAGCAUCUGCCCAGGAUGGUAUUCGAGGGAUUCCGCGUGUGGCGCCAGUGUAGAAGGAAUGACGGUGCGGCUCUGCCCGCUUGGGCUUUUGGCUUAAAUGCCAAAAUCCAGUAA
Messenger RNA from Exserohilum turcica Et28A, 957 nucleotides. RefSeq lists its product as uncharacterized. The record is from RefSeq and is a predicted model, not a curated record. The coding region runs from base 1 to 957 and encodes 318 amino acids. NCBI's taxonomy places the organism in Eukaryota, Fungi, Ascomycota, Dothideomycetes, Pleosporales, Pleosporaceae. Gene Ontology annotation, biological process: protein phosphorylation. Gene Ontology annotation, molecular function: protein kinase activity; ATP binding. The transcript has a single exon.